Molecule: messenger RNA, 1014 nt
Organism: Vigna umbellata (rice bean)
Lineage: Eukaryota; Viridiplantae; Streptophyta; Magnoliopsida; Fabales; Fabaceae
Source: RefSeq, a predicted model, not a curated record
CUGUCUGAUUUUGCACUUGCUAUUGACCAAAACGUUCUUUGGUUUCUAACAUUUGUGACGAGUGGUAUCAGAGCCAGGUCGAGUGAGGACUUGAGGAGCUUCUUGAUCACGAGCUUGAUCUUGGCGCUUCAGAAGAUCAGAAAGUUGCAGUCAGGAGGAAACAAAAUCAAUAAGGUGAAGCUCCAAACCUUGAGGAGACAGUACGAGUUACUAAUCGAGGGAUAUUGCAAAAUAAAGAUUAAGGAACUUCAGAGUUCCUUAAAGGCUUAUGAGAUGAGGCUGCUUGAUAGAAAUCCUAUCAAGAAUGAAGAACAAGCUUUGAAAGUACACCAUUCCAGGAAUGAUGAGAAAAAGAAGCACAAGAAAUGGAAAGGGAAAUGUACAAAAGGGAGUUGGAAGGCUGAUAAGGUCAAGGAUGAUCAAGAUGACAAACCUAUAUCAGUGGAAAAGAGUGAAAGGUCAGAGAAGAGUUAUCAAAAGAAGGAUAAAAGAAGUGUUGAAUGCUUCAAUUGUCACAAUUAUGAACAUUACUCGUAUAAGUGUUAUGCUGAUAAGAGUAAGCGGAAGAAAUAUCAAGGAAAAGAGGCUUACAUUGGACAAGAAGAUUCAGAUUUAGAGCCACUGAUUUUGAUGGUAACCACUUAUGCAGAAAACUCUAACUGUCAAGCUGACUUGUGGUACCUAGAUUCUGGAUGUUCAAAUCAUAUGACAUGCCACAAAGAAUGGUUGAUCAAUUUUUAUGCAACGAAGAAAAGUAAGGUGAAGUUUGCUAAUGAUAACACGUUGAAGGUGGAAGGAAUUGAAGAUGUGGUUAUUCGAAGGAAGAAUGGUUCGCAUGCUAUAAUAAUCAGUGUGUUAUUUGUCCCUGCCAUGAAGUGCAAUUUAUUCAACAUUGGCCAGUUGGUUCAAAGAGGGUUUACAGUAGUGAUGAGAGGUUACAAUAGAGUAGAGUUGAAUGAUGUAAACAAGAAUUUGAUCCUAAGAUGCAAGAUCUCCAAGAAUAGAACUUUCUAG